Messenger RNA from Carcharodon carcharias (great white shark), 786 nucleotides. RefSeq names its product caudal type homeobox 1 b (gene cdx1b). Gene Ontology annotation, biological process: animal organ morphogenesis; regulation of transcription by RNA polymerase II; anterior/posterior axis specification. Gene Ontology annotation, cellular component: nucleus. The record is from RefSeq and is a predicted model, not a curated record. Gene Ontology annotation, molecular function: RNA polymerase II transcription regulatory region sequence-specific DNA binding; DNA-binding transcription factor activity, RNA polymerase II-specific. The transcript has 3 exons. NCBI's taxonomy places the organism in Eukaryota, Metazoa, Chordata, Chondrichthyes, Lamniformes, Lamnidae. Bases 1 to 786 code for a protein of 261 amino acids.
AUGUACGUCAGCUAUCUCCUGGAUAAGGAAGGCAGCAUGUAUCCCAAUUCCGUGCGGCACCCCAGCUUGAACCUAAACCCCCAGAACUUUGCCCCCCCUCCUCCUCCUCCUCAGUAUUCCGACUUUGCCGGUUACCAUCACCACGUCUCUGGGAUCAGCGCCGACCCACACCACCCUCAGCCAACCGGCACCUGGAGCUCCCCUUACGUCCCACCGCGGGACGAAUGGCAUGGCUACAGCACCGGUGCCCCCGCCGUCACCUCCUCGCCGGGACAGCUGGCGUUCGGCCCCUCUGACUUUGCCCCUGUGCAGCCCCAGGGGGGAGCUGGCCUACUGCCUUCCAUGAGCACCAUGGUCCCCCAGCUCUCCCCCAGCUCCCCGAGGCGGAAUCCCUACGACUGGAUGAGACGUAAUCUUCAGCCGAACCCUCAAGCAGGCAAAACCAGAACGAAAGACAAGUACCGAGUGGUGUACACUGACCAUCAAAGGCUGGAGUUAGAGAAGGAAUUCCACUACAGCAGAUAUAUAACCAUCCGCAGGAAGUCUGAAUUGGCAGUCGCGUUAGGAUUGUCUGAACGACAGGUGAAGAUUUGGUUCCAGAACAGACGGGCAAAGGAGAGAAAAAUCAACAAGAAGAAGCAGCAGCAGCAGUCACAGCAAGCCAGCACGACAACACCUACACCACCAGUCCCCGUGGCUCCGACUGCCAUUGGAUUGGUUAGCAGCAGCAAUAACCUUGUCUCUCAGUCCAUCCCACUGACUAUCAAAGAGGAAUACUUGUCCUAA